UAUUCAAGUGGGUAGUGUGGAAAAGCUAUUUAUCCACCACCCUCUCUCUCUCCAUACCAAACAAUUCUUUCUAUUUUUUCUUUACUUUUUGUUGUUGUAAAAAGUAACUUUUAGGCACUACAAAUUAACACCAUCUCCCUCUCCUUAUCCCUCAAAUCCAUCUCCAAAGCCUCUCCUACUUCUCUCUCUCUCUCUCUCUCUCUCUCUCUCUCUCUCUCUCUCUCUCUCUCUCUCUCUCUCUCUCUCUCUCUCUCUCUCUCUCUCUCUCUGCUUCCUUGUUUUCAUAUAACAACAAAAACUCUUACAAAAAUCUUCUUACAAAACUCUUAAGCCAUGGCAACUGUUGUAUACCAAGGGUUUCAGUCUCAUUUUGAGUCUCAACACUUUGAGCCAAGAGCUCUAAGACUUAGACUCUCUUCUCCCAACAAUUUUCACUCAUCCACACCUCUCAAAUCCCAUUUCCUAGACUCAUCCAUCACUCCACAAGACAAUAUUUCUACCACUAAAGCUACCUCUAAGACAGAAAGUUGGAGCUUCCUCGAGUCCAUCUCAAACUCGAGCUCUGAUGACAAAGACAAGAAGACAUUAUUACCACCCUACGUUCAUACUCCAUCUUCUCGUAGAACUCUCAGUGAUGAGAGCUUAGCAUUGUGCACUGAAAGCCUCGGUAGCGAGACGGGCUCUGAUGUCAGUAACGAUCAAGAUUUGUUCUCGGUUACAUCCGAGUUACAAACCACUGAAACUAGAACAACGACAACGAGAACAUCACGACAAGCUAGGAAGAGGAACAUGAUGGCUUCUCUUCCACCUCCUUUGACGAGUAUGAGAGGUCUUAAUGGCAUUCAAGUCAAGUCUCACCGUGAGAAUGGAAGAUUGGUAAUGACGGCCAUGAAACCUCUGCCCCGCAAUAGAUGCUUACAGGACCGAAGUAAUGGCUGCGUCCGACUAGCCAUCUUGAUUGAUUCUAAUGGCCAUAUAGAGACAGAGACCAGAGAAGGAGAAGAAGAAACAGUUGAGAUAAUGAGAGAGAGCGAAGAAGAGAUUCCACAAUACGAGGAAGAAGAAGAAGUUGAAGUGAAGGUUAUCAAGAACACUCAAAGAUCAAAUAGGUGUCAUGAAGGUGAUCUAGAAAACAAAGGAUUUCUAAAUUGGGAAUCUUUCUGUGUUGCCACUUCCUAAUUAAAGAAUUUUUCUGAACUCCCUGUGAUCACAGUUUCACAAACUUUUUCUAAUGCAUUGUGUUUUUGUUUUUGUAUAAUUAACAACCUUUUUUAUCACUCUCUAUGUUUAGAGAUGGUAUUAAAUACUGGUUUACCGACAGAAGGCCUUGAUUGUUAAUUUUAUUUUGUCAACGACCUUGGUUACUGAUUUAAUAUGUAACUAUUUGAGGUUGUUUUACAGUAUGUUAAUAUAUGGUGUUCAUAUUAAAAAAAUGGUUUGUCAACUAA
Brassica napus (rape) is the source of this 1448-nucleotide messenger RNA. Its product is annotated as protein FANTASTIC FOUR 4-like. Lineage: Eukaryota; Viridiplantae; Streptophyta; Magnoliopsida; Brassicales; Brassicaceae. The record is from RefSeq and is a predicted model, not a curated record. The transcript has a single exon. Bases 334 to 1179 code for a protein of 281 amino acids.